Solea solea (common sole) is the source of this 2787-nucleotide messenger RNA. It is a transcript of the gene btbd9, whose product is annotated as BTB (POZ) domain containing 9. The record is from RefSeq and is a predicted model, not a curated record. Gene Ontology annotation, molecular function: protein binding. The transcript is spliced from 11 exons. NCBI's taxonomy places the organism in Eukaryota, Metazoa, Chordata, Actinopteri, Pleuronectiformes, Soleidae. Bases 189 to 2048 code for a protein of 619 amino acids. Gene Ontology annotation, biological process: adult locomotory behavior; modulation of chemical synaptic transmission; circadian behavior.
UGACCUACAAAAUGGUUUUCGGUUUAAUGUUGGAAGGAUUUUGAUGUCGGUGCUUGGCUUUUUUGUUUUAUUUUUAACGCACAUAGGUAGAAAUACGCAGAAGUGUAUUUACGAAAAGCCAAACUUCAUUGAAACACAGGGGUGAGGAGAGGAGAGCUGCUCGAUGUGACUGUGGCUCUCGUCGAACCAUGAGUAACAGUCACCCCCUGCGUCCACUGGCCUCUGUCUCAGAGAUCGAUCACAUCCACCUGCUGUCGGAGCAGCUGGGCGCCCUGGUGCUCGGCGAGGAGUACAGCGAUGUCACCUUCAUCGUGGAGGGGAAGCGUUUCCCGGCGCACCGGGUCAUCCUGGCAGCUCGCUGUCACUACUUCAGGGCUCUGCUGUACGGCGGGAUGAAGGAGUCCCAGCCUCAGGCGGAGGUGUGUCUGGAGGAGACGCGGGCGGAGGCCUUCUCCAUGCUGCUGCACUACCUAUACACGGGGCGCGCCAGCCUCAGCUCGGCACGGGAGGAGGUGGUGCUGGAUUUUCUCGGCCUGGCUCACCGCUACGGCCUGCAGCCGCUGGAGGACUCCACCUCGGAGUUCCUGCGCACCGUGCUGCACACCAACAAUGUCUGCCUGGUGUUUGACGUCGCCAGCCUCUACUCUCUGAGUGCCCUCAGUGCGGCCUGCUGCGCCUACAUGGACAGACACGCACCUGAAGUGUUGAAUUCAGACGGCUUCCUCACUCUCUCUAAGACCGCUCUCCUGACUGUGGUCAGCCGUGACUCGUUUGCCGCCAGCGAGAAGGAGAUCUUCCUGGCUCUGUCGCGCUGGUGCCGCCAGCAGGGGGACGGUAGUGGGGACGUCGGGGGUGGGGACACACGCGUGGUGAUGUCGGCCGUGCGGCUGCCUCUCAUGACGUUGACGGAGAUGCUGAACGUGGUGCGGCCAUCCGGCCUCCUGAGCCCCGACGACCUGCUGGACGCCAUCAAGACCCGGUCGGAGAGCCGCAACAUGGACCUGAACUACCGGGGGAUGCUCAUACCAGAGGAGAACAUUGCCACCAUGAAGUACGGUGCUCAGGUGGUGAAGGGGGAGCUGAAGUCGGCGCUGCUGGACGGAGACACACAGAACUACGAUCUGGACCACGGCUUCUCCAGGCACCCCAUCGAGGAGGACGGCAGGGCCGGGAUCCAGGUCAAGCUGGGUCAGCCGUUCAUCAUCAACCACGUCCGCCUCCUGCUGUGGGACAGAGACAGCAGGUCGUACUCGUACUACAUCGAGGUGUCGAUGGACGAGCUGGACUGGGUGCGCGUCGUGGAUCAUUCCAAGUACCUGUGCCGCUCCUGGCAGAACCUUUACUUCACGCCACAGGUUUGCAGAUACGUUCGCAUCGUGGGAACACACAAUACCGUCAACAAGGUCUUCCACCUGGUGGCGUUUGAAUGCAUGUUCACCAACCGCUUGUUCACCCUGGAGAGCGGACUUGUGGUGCCCAGCGACAACGUGGCGACCAUCGCGUCCUGCGCCAGCGUCGUCGAGGGCGUGAGCCGCAGCAGAAACGCCUUGCUCAACGGCGACACGCGCAACUACGACUGGGACUCGGGAUACACCUGCCAUCAGCUGGGCUCUGGAGCCAUCGUCAUCCAGCUGGCUCAGCCGUACGCCAUUGGAUCCUUAAGGCUGCUGCUGUGGGACUGUGACGAGCGCUCGUACAGUUACUACAUCGAAACCUCCACCAACCAGCAGCAGUGGACGAGGGUGGUCGACCGCACCAGGGUGGCCUGUCGAUCGUGGCAGACGUUGAAGUUUGAUAAGCAGCCUGCUUCCUUCAUCCGAAUCGUUGGGACACACAACACUGCUAAUGAGGUUUUCCACUGCGUUCACUUCGAGUGUCCGGCUCAGCUCGACACCGAGGUCGCUGAGGGCAGUCCCGGCGUCAACUCGUCCGACUCUGGCGCCGCGCCCCUGCAGCCCCGCCCCCAGCGGCCUUCACGCACGCACAGCCUGCUGCCCACCCAGUCCUCCUCCUCCUCCUCCACCUCGCCGCCGUCCUCACAUCAUUAAGAGUGGAAAAGAGAAGCCUCAGAAAUUCCAUUUUUGCACAGCCGUCAUCAUCCAGACUACACUGCUGAGACGCUGCUAAAGGAAAGGCUCAUCGUCAUUCACCGUGGUCCUUCUGUCGUCAGUGCAACGCUAGGGACGUGGUUUUUUUGAUCUGUAGCAGAAACACACGUAACAAUCUCCACAGUCUUCCCAGUUUUAAAAACUGAAAAGUUAGAUAUUGCAUCCACUGGCUCAUAACAUUUUUGUGAAGGUAACUUUUUUAGACUUAACUAGAGUUUUAUCCCUGAAAAGGUGUAAAAAAAAAAAAAAAGAAGUGUAAUCUUGUCCGGUGACGAUAACACGUGCCCACACACACACACUGAAAUCAGACAGACGUGGGGUUGUUGAAUUUUAUGGGUUAGAAAUAUUUCCAAAACAGAAAUGGAUUUUAUCUCCAAACAAGAUAUUUUUUUAAAGAAACUCGUCUUAAAGAACGUCUCGGCACUUUUCAUACCAUCGGGCUAACAGAGUACAAGUCCUAGUAUUUUUUCAAACGUUGGAGUCCUUGAGGGUUUUUUGUUUUUUGUGCCAAAGCCGACACUUUCUGCGGCAUUUGUGUGCAAAUAGCACUUAAUUCAUUUUAUGCAUUUGCAUUUUUUAAGUAAUCGCUGCUUGAGUAUUUUGAUUGACGGGCAAAUCCCGAUCUGGUCGUUAAAGUUCGUACCCGAACAAAGAAAACCAGCGCUUUUCCAUGACACUG